GCAGUAUUGGCUCCAACGUCAAGCCCGCGUUCAUUCUGAUGAUAUCUGCUCGCGUCGAUCAAAACCCACAAUCACCUAUCCGAGCAUUCGUCACCCGCUUGCCAUCCUCAUAUGACAUUAUUGCCACUUCGUAUGGCCGUGCAUAAUGAGACGCGCGAUCCGAAAAGUAUGGUUGAGACAGGCUGAGCCAGCAAAGAAACUUGCUUGCAUUUUCGCCGAGUUCAAGCAGCCGACUCUAGCCAGUACUGGGCGCGAUGAGCAACAACUACAAUCAAAACGGGGCCUACUCUGAUGCAAACUAUUCUCAAUCGCAAGGGUACUCGUAUCCAUCAGCGUCUUCCAAUGCUCAAUAUGCGAAUCCGGUAAAUGUCAAUUUCCAAAGCUAUGGAGGUCAAUAUCCCAGUCAGCAAUAUGGACCUACUUCGCAAUCGCAAACAGCUCAGCCAUACGGUCAACAACAAUCAAGUAGCAGCACCAAUCUCGCGGCAGCCGCUUUGAGUAGUCUCAGCAAUCAGGAGUACGCGCACAAUGGUACAAGCAAUAGCAAGGACAUCAAUUCUGGUCAAACGCACAGUGGUGACUGGUCACAGACAUCGUUUGGGCAGAGCGCGUACAACAGCACGUCGGCUAGAGCCCAGACAGAUCUUGCGCCGACAUACGGAGCCAGUAGUACACCGGUGAGCACGUUUGGCAGGUUGACUUUACCAGAGCAGAGGUCCACAAGUUCCAGGCCAAACCCGACACAAUCCUAUCAGGCCCCUCCCUCUAACACAGGAAUACAGCAAUCCUCCCAAAUUGCGCCUGUCAGCUCAAUUUCAACGAGCGGAACAUACACAAGCCAGGGAUCGACGCAUCAACAGAAUAUGCAGCGUUAUGCUAGCCCACUCCAUGCUGUACAAGCUCAACAGCACUACCAAGGAAUAAACAGGCCAGCAUCCCGCACUGCGACAAGCAGCGCUUCUCCUCAAAUGACUGCGCUGAGCGCGCAUCAGACUCAGAAACAAUGGAUGCCAUCUGAAUCCACUAAUCCCGCGCAGGUCACUGUCGAUCCUUCUCAAGUAUAUGACUUUCGAGCAGAACAACAGCGAAAGGCCAGGAUUGAGGCAGACCGGCGAGAAAAGCGUGCAGCGGAAGAAGCGCUCCGGCAAGCUGAGCGAGAUCGGCAUGAUGCCGAGAAUGUUGCAAAGAGAGCCGAAGAGCAGCGUCGAGAAGCGGAAGCGCAGCAGGCCGAGGUCGAGAAGCAACGAGUCGAAGCCGAAAGACAGCGUCUUGCUGCCGAACAGCAGAUGGCCGACGAGAAUGCCCGCAAAGCCAAGGAAGGGGCUGACAAGAAGGCUGAAGCUGCAAAAGCCCGGAAGGCUCGCGCACAGGAGAAGAAGGCUAAGGCCUCGACGGCUCAAAUCCCCACCGCGACAGUGGCCGAACCUGCUGUUCAAUCUACAGUGCUGGACGAGGAAGCACAGAUGCGUGCAAUGUUCGCAAAGAUGCGUGAGUUCAAUCAGCGAAAUCCGGAAAUGCUUGCAAAGCUCUGGGAUGAAGAACGUUCAGCACACGUGGAAUCGGUCGUAGAAUCUCCGAGCAUAGUAGAUACGAACCCCACAGAACCAAUUUCGAGAUCGACACCCACAGUAACAGCAUUCGUGCCAAAGCCAACUGGAAAAGCACAGUCGCAAAAUCGCCCGGCUCAGCCGAACACCAGCGCUGCUCGUAAGGUUUCUGCACAGCACAACAAAAGCUUACAAUCACCCACGCCUGUUCCCUUGACGAAUACGAAUGCAUCGACCCUGACAGGAACAGGCUUCCCCACACAAACGCCACCCACUUCAAACACUGUGGGCAAAUCAAAUGCCAUAGGCUCAAGCUCAAAGCAAACGGCGACGUCCGCAGCCGUACAGAAUCCUGCAGCAAGCUCACCGAUGUCCAAUCUGGCGAGUUCAGAGGCUCUACGAGCUGCUGGCUCAGCUUCUGCUGAGAAUACGUUAUGGCCAUCGCAUAAGAAAGGUACCUUGUCCGAGGUUGCCGCCAAAUGGCUCAGCGGCCUGCCUCAAAACGCUCACGCUGGUAGAGCCAUUGGCAAACACGAAAUCUUGUCAAUGUUGGAAACCAAUCCUUCCUAUGUGCAGCUUUGCGAGCUAAUUGAAGCGAAUGGAAUAAAAUUCGAGAGAUCCGCAUUUGCUAGAGAAUUGCUCAGGAUCAUACCCUCCGCGCCGAGCUCCAAAGAUAAGCCCAAGACGAGCACUCCGAAGAGUAGUCAAGCUGCAGCACCUCGAGUGUCUCAGGCUCAGCGAUUGGACAGCAAAUCCGUCAGUUCCUACGAUACUUCCACUUCGCUGACCGCUGCUGCGAGGAGCAUCAAUAACAUGUACAAAUCACCGGCUGCUGCAACGAUAGCUUCACCAAGCCCGUUCGUAGGCACGGCCUCGCAAGAAGCAGCAGCUGCCCAUCAGUCGCUCAAAAGCCCUGGUCAGACGCUGGGAGAAGCGCCAUCCACAAUACAACCUAUCGAAACACCACGACCUCCGCCCACUAACAAAGAAGAAGCCGCGAGAAAGCGCACUUUUGGCGACCUCGUGGAUCUCACAAACGAUGAAUCCGACGAUGAUGCACCACCUCGAAAAAUUGUGCAGCUAGGUAGUGUCUCCGACGGACCCAAACCUGAACACCUUUCAAAGCCGAUCUCCUACAGCAACUUCAUGAACCCAGUCAAACAAAUCCCGUCCGCUUAUGUGCCUCCAGGCCAAUUUAAUCCGCCUCAACCUGUGCAUCAUCCGGGAGUCAAGACAUUCAACCCUUAUCUUCGUCAACCUUUAGCACAACCGCCAUUGAUAUCAACACUACCAUCUCAACAAGUUGGUCCAUCGAAUGCGCUUGCUUCCACACUCACGCCGGUUCCUAUGCCUCGGAAGCCCACCGCAAAGCAACUCGAGCUUGAGCGCCAACAGCUACAUCGAAUGAAGGGUCAAAUGCUUGUGGAGCCAAUCAUGCGUGACCGAGUUGCACGGAAGUCCAAAUACGACAGCAGGUCCAUUGCGCGGGAUGUUCUGCUCGCGACCGGCCGUCACCCCAACAUGAGGCCUCUAAAUUUCCAUCUUGGCAUCAUGCAAAAACUUUUGGGAGAUCAUGGUGGCAUGGCAAGAGUCGGAGAAAGUGGUGCACGCGAAGGCAACCGCAGUGAUCUUAGCACUAUUCGGUGGAACAUUAUCGAUCCUGGGACGCCGUCCGAACAGGCACUGCAAAAGUUCAACAAAGCUUCGUCACGCGCUGAAGAAAGCGAUGGUUCCGACGAUCAUGAUGAAAAUACAAACCAGGCCGCCAAUCGUGAUCAACAAGAGCAGCGCUUGUCCAAUGACGUUUAUAAUCCUCCACAGCUGAAGCAUCUUCAGCAGCUUGGACAAGGCGGUGCGGCCACACCCGCUAAGCCAACACCCGCUAAGCGUGGCCGUCCACCAAAGAACCGUGCCGCGUCCAUGAAACCUUCGCCAGUCGCGACACCAAAACCAAAUUCAUCUCCAAAGACAUCAUCCGAUAUGCCUUCUGGGACUCCAAUAGGAUACGCAGCCUUUGCACAAACUGUCGUGGAUGAGAACGGUAAUGUUGUGAAGAGGAAAGGCCGACCGGUCGGCUGGCGAAAAUCAAUUCAUAGCCGCGAGGCACAAGGCUUGUCACCUCACUCAGGCCAGAAACCAGCAACUACUGCAGGGCGAGCACUAAGGCAGCAAUCACAGCCCAAGUCAGACCGCGACUCAUUGCAGGAACCUCACUAUCAGGUGUACGCUUGUGGCUGGGACGGAUGCCGCGCCGAAUUGCACAAUCUUGACACGCUUAAGAAGCACGUCGUGAAGUUGCACGGAAACCCUUCAGCAGACGGUGAAUUUGAAUGUGGCUGGGCUAAUUGUAACAUGGCUGGCACUUCCGUUGAUCAACGAGGUCGUCAGCAAAAUCGUGGCGACCAGGACGGCGCACGCUUCGCGACAAUCGAGCAAUGGGUGCAGCACAUUGACAAAACGCAUCUACGGCCAGUCGCAUGGAAACUGGGUGAUGGGCCUGGUGUGAGCGAGGAAGGCAACUCGUCACCUGCCAGCUAUCUGAGCGAUUUCCGAGGUCGUAGUGUGACGCCAAUCAUCUACCCAGCUGGUGCAGAACCUCGUGACCAUCCCAGCCAAGGAGACAAUAUGCGAGCGAUCCCUCGAGGAUACAACUCGAAAGACGAGCGAGAAGCCCUGGCGGAGCUUCGGAAAUUGGAGGAGUACAAGCGCAUCGUAGGUGCGGUGUUUGGUCCUGAAGGUACCAUCUUGGCGAACGCCAAACGAAGACGAGGCUUUCUGCACGAUGAAGACUUCGAGGAUAUCGUGGAAGACGAGGAUGGAUUAUAGCUCGCGCAUUGUGAUGCAGUGCAAUGAAGCGUUUGUAAUUUUGUGAGGGACGGCAAUCAAACCCGCUACCACCACGGCUCUAUGCAUACUCUGGCA
Dissoconium aciculare CBS 342.82 is the source of this 4469-nucleotide messenger RNA. RefSeq lists its product as uncharacterized. The coding region runs from base 255 to 4373 and encodes 1372 amino acids. The transcript is spliced from 2 exons. Lineage: Eukaryota; Fungi; Ascomycota; Dothideomycetes; Mycosphaerellales; Dissoconiaceae. The record is from RefSeq and is a predicted model, not a curated record.